This is a messenger RNA of Gloeophyllum trabeum ATCC 11539, 370 nucleotides long. RefSeq lists its product as uncharacterized. The transcript is spliced from 2 exons. NCBI's taxonomy places the organism in Eukaryota, Fungi, Basidiomycota, Agaricomycetes, Gloeophyllales, Gloeophyllaceae. The coding region runs from base 11 to 322 and encodes 103 amino acids. The record is from RefSeq and is a predicted model, not a curated record.
GUUGCCACCGAUGUACAUCUUGGGUUGGUAUUACACCUUGGCCGACUUCACCAAGCGGUUCGGCACAGGCAGACCUUUCAGUGUGUUCAGCGCAUGCAUCUUAGAUCCUUACUAUGAGAAAUACAAGGGGAUGACAGGAAUACCCAGACCGUUGCUGAGCUCCAGCUUCACUGACAAAUACUGCAUAAUCUAUGUCGCGUCUACCUCAGUUCCUGCCUCCCUGGAGCCGUCUCGCUUGAACUGGAUAAUAGGGGGUGUCAAAGAUACUCUAAAAGAGGAUAGUGAACCGCAGUGGAUCCGUGUUCCUGUGUCUCCGUUGUAAAUUCGGUACAUGCCCCUCUCAUCUCGGCCACCCACAGGAAUACCACAG